This is a messenger RNA of Oncorhynchus nerka (sockeye salmon), 4294 nucleotides long. It is a transcript of the gene lgr6, whose product is annotated as leucine-rich repeat-containing G-protein coupled receptor 6. The record is from RefSeq and is a predicted model, not a curated record. Gene Ontology annotation, cellular component: plasma membrane. The transcript is spliced from 18 exons. The coding region runs from base 770 to 3580 and encodes 936 amino acids. Gene Ontology annotation, molecular function: protein binding; G protein-coupled peptide receptor activity; protein-hormone receptor activity. NCBI's taxonomy places the organism in Eukaryota, Metazoa, Chordata, Actinopteri, Salmoniformes, Salmonidae. Gene Ontology annotation, biological process: adenylate cyclase-activating G protein-coupled receptor signaling pathway; hormone-mediated signaling pathway; activation of adenylate cyclase activity.
ACAUGUUUCAAAAGAGAGAGAGAGAGAGAGAGGUGGGAGGCAGAUUGAUACAUAAGAAGAGAUAGAGCAGAGGGAGAAGGCAACCAAGAGAUGUGUUAUGCAAACUAUGGGACCUAACUGCUGACUGGUAUACCAACUGGAGAGAGAGAGACUGACAAGCCUGGAGAGACUGACAGAGAGAGAGAGAGAGACUUACAAGACUGGAUAGACUGACAGAAAGAGAAAGAGACUGACAGAGAGAGAGAGAGACUGACAGAGAGAGAGAGACUGACAGAGAGAGAGAGAGACUGACAGAGAGAGAGGAGACUGACAAGACUGGAGAGACUGACAGAGAGAGAGAGAGACUGACAAGACUGGAGAGACUGACAGAGAGAGAGAGAGACUGACAGAGAGAGAGAGAGACUGACAAGACUGGAGAGACUGACAGAGAGAGAGAGAGACUGACAAGACUGGAGAGACUGACAGAGAGAGAGAGAGACUGACAAGACUGGAGAGACUGACAGAGAGAGAGACUGACAAGACUGGAGAGACUGACAGAGAGAGAGAGAGACUGACAAGACUGGAGAGACUGACAGAGAGAGAGACUGACAAGACUGGAGAGACUGACAGAGAGAGAGAGAGACUGACAAGACUGGAGAGACUGACAGAGAGAGAGAGAGACUGACAAGACUGGAGAGACUGACAGAGAGAGAGAGAGACUGACAGAGAGAGAGAGAGAGACUGACAAGACUGGAGAGACUGACAGAGAGAGAGAGAGACAGAGAGAGAGAUGCUGUGUGUGUUGAUGGUGCUGUGCUGGUCGUGGGGUGUGUUGGGGUACGGGCGCGGGGGGCAGAAAGACUCAUCGGGGGCAGGACUGUGCCCUUCUCCGUGUCAGUGUGAGGAGGAUGGUAUCUUUGUUCUGGCGGACUGUUCUGAACUGGGACUAUCAGCUGUACCUGACAACCUCAGCCACCUAACUACUUACCUGGAUCUUAGCAUGAACAGCAUCAGUGAGCUGCAACCCAGAGUCUUCCACAGCCUGCACCUGCUGACAGAACUGCGUAUCUCAGGGAACCGGUUAAGGUACAUCUCUGGCCUCGCUCUCCAUGGCCUACACAAUCUCAAAGUGUUGAUGCUUCAGAAUAAUCAGCUGGAAAGACUUCCCAAUGACAUUCCAUGGAAUCUACCCAACCUGCUGUCUCUGCGUCUGGAUGCUAACCUGUUAUCUGAGGUGCCUGCGCGGUCACUAGGUGGUCUUAGGUCUCUAAGACACCUGUGGUUGGAUGAUAACAGUUUAACAGAGAUCCCUGUCUCUGCUCUGGACUCUCUGCCGGCCCUACAAGCUAUGACCCUCGCUCUCAACCAUAUCACUCACAUACCUGACCAUGCAUUUAGCAACCUCUCAUCACUGGUCGUACUUCAUCUCCAUAACAACCAGAUCCAGACGAUGGGAGAGAGGUGUUUCCAAGGUUUGCUCAGUCUGGAGACACUGGAUCUGAACUACAAUGAUCUACCAGAGUUUCCUACAGCCAUCAGGACCCUGGCAAAGCUUCAGGAACUUGGGUUCCACCACAACAACAUCAGAGCGAUCCCUGAGAGAGCCUUCAUGGGAAACCGCCAGCUACAGACCAUUCACUUCUAUGAGAAUCCCAUCCAGUCUGUGGGAAGAUCCGCUUUCCAGUUUUUACCUAAGCUCCAUACACUCUCCCUAAACGGGGCGACCCAGAUACGAGAUUUCCCCGACCUGAAAGGAACCACCAGCCUGGAAACACUGACAUUGACCAGGGCUGGUCUCUCUACUCUUCCUCAGCGGUUGUGUCAGCAGCUACUCCGCCUCAGAGUACUCGAGCUGUCUCAUAAUCAGAUAGAGGAUCUUCCCAGCUUCUAUCACUGCUCUGCCCUGCAGGAAAUAGGCCUGCAGUAUAACCAAAUUAGGAGGAUUGAGAGGAAUACCUUCCAGCAGCUCAGCUCUCUACAGUCUCUAGAUCUCAGCUUCAACAGUAUUGAGUGGAUUCACCCUGAUGCCUUCAUUUCGUUCCAUUCUCUGACCAAGCUGGACCUGAGUGAGAACAGUCUGACAUCACUUCCUGUGGGUGGUCUGGGGGGACUGACCCAUCUGAAGCUGAAAGGAAACAUGGAGCUCUAUGAGGACUUCAGCCCUGAACUCUUCACCCGCAUGAGGGUGGUAGAGAUGCCGUAUGCGUACCAGUGCUGUGUCUAUGGGUCAUGUGACAGCUAUAAGCCCAUCAGCCAACCGGAGACUGAGCAGAGCAGUGAGGAGGAGGAGCUAGACCAGAGGACCGUCGCCCUAUACCCCAUCCACACCGACACACUCUAUGACCCAGACCUGGAGGAUCUGCAGAUGGAGAUACAGGAAUCUAAACUACAGACUAACAUCCAGUGCUCACCUGUACCAGGUCUGUUCCGGCCAUGUGACUCCCUGCUAGGCAGCUGGUUGGUCCGUGUGGGUCUGUGGUGCGUCUCCAUCGUGUCUCUACUUGGGAACUCUCUCUUGCUGCUGUCGCUCUUCGGUUCGGCGGGCUAUCUCUCCCCGUUGCGGUUCACCACCGCCUGCAUGGCCGCUGCCAACCUCCUGACCGGCGUAUGCACAUGCACGCUCGCCCUCGUGGACGCCCUCACGCUGGGAGAAUUUGGUCGCCACGGCGCCCGCUGGGAGUCGGGUCCCGGUUGCCAGGUGACGGGGUGGGUGUGGGUGUUUGCGUCCGAGGCGAGCGUGCUGCUGUUGACCCUGGCGGCCGUGCAGUGUGGCAUGAGCGUGACGUGCGCACGGGCCUACGGAAAGGCGCCCUCACACGGGAGCGUCCGUACGUGCGCGUUCUUCUGCCUCACCCUCUCUCUCACCCUGGCAUCCCUCCCUCUGGUCAAUGUGGGGGAGUACGGUUCCACCCCUCUCUGCCUGCCCUCCCCCUUGCAUCCCCCCUCCUCCCAUCCACCCUCCUCUCUAGGCUUCCCUCUCUCUCUGAUCAUGAUGAAUACACUGUGUCUGCUGAUAGUGACAGUCUCCUACAUCCGUCUGUACUGGGAGCUGCUGAGAAGAGAGUGCGAGGGGCUGUGGGACUGUAGCAUGAUCAAACACAUCACCUGGUUGAUCUUCAUCAACGGUCUCCUCUUCAUCCCAGUGGCCUUCCUGUCUCUCUGCUCCCUGCUGGGGCUGCUUUCUCUGGGGGAGGAGGUGCUGAAGUCUGUCCUGCUCCUUCUACAACCCCUCCCCUCCUGCCUCAACCCACUCCUCUUCCUCCUAUUCACCCGAGACCACACCCACUUCUUGUUCUGGCCACAUCCCAAGGCACGCCCCCAGUUAUACCGGGACCGCACGCUUGAAGACUCGCUGGUCUCUGUGGACACAGAGAAGAGCUUGUGUUCUGAUUUGUCGACGCAGGUGUCACUCGCCGAGGCUGACGCCCUCUACGGUGGAAGCCCCGCCCUCCAACCCCGGAUGGAUCCAAUCAGAUUAUCCCACUGCUCUUCUUCCUCCUCCUCCUCGGUUCCUCUGAUCCCGUGUCAGACACCUUCCCCCAGCCUGAGAGAAAGAGAGAGGGAAAGAGAUAUGGAGAGCGAGAGGGAGGCAGAGUGGUAAGGUAUGAACCACUAAACUACAAUGGGACACAAUCUCAGUUGUCAAGCACUGCUGGCUGGGACCCUACGAGACAUUAUAAACCAACACAUUCCCUACUGCCUCCCUCCUCUCUCCUUCCCUCCCUCUCUCUCCUUCCCUCCCUCUCUUUCCUCCCUCCUUCCUUCCCUCACUCUCUCUCUCCAUCCCUCCUUCCUUCCCUUCCUCUCCAUCCCUCCUUCCUUCCCUUCCUCUCCUUCCCUCCCUCCUCUCUCCUUCCCUCCCUCUCUCCUUCCUCUCUCCUUCCCUCCUCUCUCCUUCCUUCCCUCCCUCUCCUUCCUUCCCUCCCUCUCCUUCCCUCCCUCCUCUCUCCCUCCCUCCUCUCUCCUUCCCUCCUCUCUCCUUCCCUCCCUCUCUCUCUCUCCCUCUCUCUCCUCCCUCCCUCUCUUUUCCCUCUCUCUCUAUCCAUCCCUCACUCAUAAGGGGACCAUUACAGAAGACCAGCAGCAGGGGGCUUUUGAAAGUGCAUCAGUCCUGGAGAAAGCAUCAUCAUUAGUGUCAGCAUCCCUCCACACAGAGACAUCCUACAACAGUAUUGAAGAGUCUACUACUAAGUAUAUCACUAAGGCCUCAAUUCAAUCCAAUCUGCAUUAAGGUAUUUUCACAGUAGCUCUUUUUCCAAAGAUCAAAUGAACUCACAGACUGGUCUUGGGUACUGUAUAAAACCUACAACUCCUA